AUGAAUCAACAACAACCACCACAACAACAACAACAACAACAACCUUUACCUACACAACAACAACAACAACAACAACCACAACAACCUCAGCAACAACCACCUCCACAACAACAGAAUAUAAAAAGAUUAUGUAUAAAGAAAGAAAUAGAUGAAGUUGAUUCUUUAGAAAAUAGUUGGAGAGAACAAUAUGAAAAGAUAGAACAAUUGAUGAGUAAUGCCUCAGAUAAUGAUAUUUUGUUGGCAUUGGUGGAGCGUGUUGGCGAGGGUCCAGAGAGACAUGCAGAUGUAACUGUUGCACUUCUCUAUGGAAUAUUGGUGCACGCACACAAUCAUUACUUUAAACAGCUGACACUCAUCACCAAAGACGGUCUCAUAUUUUUUUGUACACAACUGAAAAAGCUGAUCAACGACAGGUUCCAAAAACUGGCUGACUUGCCUCGUCAACAAACCCUAUGGUUACUAUCGGAGCUGAUAGCUGCCAAUCAUCACGACAGUGAACCGAUCGCUGCACUCCUGAUGCGUCAUAUCUAUGGUGGAAACAUCACUCCCAAGAACAUCACACUAGCACAAUCAUUACUAACAACUAUCUCUGCCAAUAAAAAUUGGUUAUAUAGUAAACCAAUGUUUAUUCCUACUGCUUUAUAUACAUAUUUGAGAUUGUUACAGGAUCAUCUGAAACCGCAGUUCAAGGAGUUGAGAGAUCAGGAGGUUUCAUUCUGUUUGGAUUUGGUGAAGAAUAAAUUUGCAGAGUCGAUUACGAUUGGACGUGAUUUUGUUAGGAUGCUCAUUUCACUUGCACCUAUGUUCUCACUAGAUUGUUUAGGUCCACAGUUGUUUGAGAAAGUAAAGGUUUAUUAUAUGCAUUUCAUAUCGAAUUCACCUUUGCAACAGUCACAGAGUAAUAUACCAAUACAACAACCGAUUCAUAAGUUAUCGCAUUCACAACAGGGUAAUAUUCAAAUGAAGAAUGCUGCAGGUCCACAAUCUCCACAGUUCUUAUCUCAACAACAACAACAACAACAGCCACCACAACCUCAUAAAUCACCUCUGACAACUUCAUCAUCAAACUUACCGCAUCAACAACAACAGCAACAGCAAGUACCACAGCCACAACCAACUUCAGUUGUACAGCAACCACAACAGCAGUCACAGCCUUCAACACCAUGGUCACAACAGCAACAACAAGUAACACCUCCACCACCACAGCAACCACAACAAACAGUUACAUCUCCACCUCCACCACCACCUCCACAGCAACCACAACCACAACCAAAGGAGGAUCCAAUGAAAAUAGAUACACCUGAGAAAGAAAAGGAUAUUAAAGAGAGGGAGAAAGAUAAGAUGGUAGAAGAUCAACCACCACCACCAUCAAAGGAAGUGGCAACCACUCCAUCCACUAGUAAAAUGGCAACACCAGUUUUAAAAUCAAGCUCUUCUGCUACUACACCGAUGGAGAGUAAUACACCUGUUCUCUCAUCACAACAGCAACCAGCAGCAGCACCACAAUCAACAACCGAAACAACAACAACAACACCACCCAACAACAGUCUAAAACGAGAUAGAGAUCAAAGAGAAAGAGAUGAAGCAGAGUCUGCACAACAACAACAACAACAACAGCAACAACAAUCAACUCCACAGUUACAAGCUGUAAAAGAAGAAACACAACCACAAUCGAAUCCAACGACGACGACGACAACAACGACAGCAACAGCUACAACUACAGCAACACCAGCACCAACUCAACAACAUACCCCACAGUUACAAGCUCAACAACAAUCAACAGUACAAUCACUUCCACAACAACAGUCACCGCCACAGCAACAGCCACAGCCUACUUCAACACCGACACCAUCCUCUCAAACACCUACAUUAGCAGCAGCAGCAGCAACAUCAACACCAACACCAAGCACACCGACUGUUCAACCUCAAAAUCAAGUAAUUCCACCAGUUUCACAACAACAACAACCAACGAUAAAGAAAGAAAGUAGUGCACCACAGUUACAACAAGCUUCACCACAUCUAGCUGCACCAACUCAUUCACCACAUCUCUCCAAUACACCGAAAUCAUUGACAAAUUCGCAAACACAAUUGCCAUCUCCUCCACCUGUAUUCCACUUGCAACCAGAACCAAUAACAAGCAAUAACAAUGAUAUUAAUAAUAACAAUAAUGCUAAACAAGAGACAACACCUUCAACAACAAAUAACAAUGAAGAUCAUGUAAUGACUGAUGUAAAUACAAACAAUUCAAAUAAUAACCAUACGAAUAAUAAUAAUAUAAAUAAUAAUCAUCAUCAAGAGAAUAAUGAACAUAUUAUAAUAGAUGAGGAAUGUAAAGUAGAAGUACCAGAUAUAUUAUUGACAUUUGGUAAUAGUAAAGCAGAUUUCCAACCAUUCAAUAUUCAAUCAACUUUAAAGUCAAUUCUUGUCAACUAUCAAACACAUAUAUCGAAAUCAAAAGACAAUAAGGAAGCGAAUGACGAUCUAACAGCUACACUUGCAAGCUAUCUACAGAGUACAUUGAAACCACAGUUUGAAAUAGUAUCGCCACUCUCUCUUUUCACAUCGUUCCAAAUCAUUCAUAUCCUAUUCAAAGCUGCAUUCCCAUCGCCUACCACCUCCAACGAUGUCAUCUUGAAUCUGCUAAAGGAACUCUACAAGUUGGAGCAAUCGAUUAGUUUGCAACUGGUGAUCUGGUCGAUUAUAUUGGCGCCGGGUGGUCUUACCAAUAGCACCAACAGCAGUAGCUACUAUGUAUAUCCCGACAUCGAUAGCACUCUCAACAACAUCAUCGCUGGCGGUCCAAACACCAGCACCAGCAAUUUGGCCGAUCACCUCAAAGAAAAAGAUAAAGACAAGGACAAAGAAAAAGAGAAUACACCCGACAGCAACAGUAACAGUAACAGCAACAACAUCGGUAGUAGUAUUAACCAACAAGGUAGCAACAGCAACAAUAGUAUUGCAUUCGAAGAUGAAGAACGACUAAAGAUUGAUAAACUCUUGGAAUCGAUAUCCGAUACCAAUGCACCAAACAAACCGAUACUUACACCCUACCAAAAGUUUAUCAGUUGUGUUAACAAUAUUAGCUAUGCCAAUUUCAAUAAUCUCAGUAGCGGCAAUCUAUCGGCGUCGACCUCGACCUCCUCCAAUAAUCUUGCGAAUCUCAGUGUGAACAACGUUGUAGUUCACGAGCAUAUCAUAGCGGAUUGCAAGCGUAUGCAAUAUUGGCAAACAUCAACGACCGUCGUUACAUUGAGCGAAUUCUCUACUUUUACAAUCUCUACUUUAAGAAGUUCUUCAGUGCGACCUCAGUGGUUGCGUCGUCGUCUUCGUCAUCGUCGUCGUCGUCCGACGAUGUCCCGACAAACAAGAGCAGCAACAGCAUCAGCAACAAGGAGAUUCAACUGGAUGCAUUACACAACAACGAUUUAA
Molecule: messenger RNA, 3429 nt
Organism: Heterostelium album PN500
Lineage: Eukaryota; Evosea; Eumycetozoa; Acytosteliales; Acytosteliaceae
Gene: ints3
Product: integrator complex subunit 3
Exons: 6
Coding region: 1-3429 (1142 amino acids)
Cellular component (GO): cytoplasm
Source: RefSeq, a predicted model, not a curated record